Molecule: messenger RNA, 2334 nt
Organism: Gekko japonicus
Lineage: Eukaryota; Metazoa; Chordata; Lepidosauria; Squamata; Gekkonidae
Product: vomeronasal type-2 receptor 26-like
Exons: 7
Coding region: 1-2334 (777 amino acids)
Biological process (GO): G protein-coupled receptor signaling pathway
Cellular component (GO): membrane
Molecular function (GO): G protein-coupled receptor activity
Source: RefSeq, a predicted model, not a curated record
AUGGAAUAUUGGAAUCAGCUCCACCUGAAGAAACCCCCAGAUCCGAAUACCAAGCUGGAGCCUCCAGCUAGGAAAGAGGAUAAGGUCAUGGUGGUGUAUAAGAAUUACCAGCAUGGCCUCACCUUUAUCUUCGCCAUUGAUGAGAUCAAUAAGAACCCCAGACUCUUACCCAAUAUCACCCUGGGCUUUCACAUCUAUGAUGACCAGUUUUAUGCAAGAAUCACAUAUGCAACUAUUCUGGAUCUACUCUUCACCCAGCAAAGAAAUGUACCUAAUUACAAGUGUAAUAGGGGUAGAGACGUAUUGUCUGUUAUUGGGGGGAUCUCUCUCGAUAACUCCAUCCAGAUGGCCACCAUUUUGAGCAUCUACAAGAUUCCACAGCUUACCUAUGGUGCAUAUGAAACUACGUUCAGUGGUAAAAAUGAACUCACUUCUUUGUACCAUGUGGCACCAAGAGUCAGUACUCAUCAGAUGGGGAUUGUCCAGCUCCUCCUGCAUUUCAGGUGGACAUGGAUUGGUGUCAUUGUUUCAAAAGAUGAUGGAGGAGAAAGCUUUCUGCAGAUCCUGAUGCCUUUGCUUACCCAGAAUAAUAUUUGUGUUGUCUUCUGGGAAAGGAUUGAAAUAAUUAAUAAUGUGAAGUUCACUUCUCAUGCUGAAAACAUGAAAAAGUUUCCUGAAAAGUUUUUAUCAGCUGAUGUCAAUGUGACGGUUGUCAGUGGCAACUUUCAGUCUCUGCUUGCUUUAACGAUAGUGUUAGACAUUUAUGAAUUUGCGGCUAAGUCUUAUGUAGGAAUGGUUUGGAUCACGUCACCUCAGUGGGAUUUCACCAACUCAAUCAGAGAGCAUGGCUUCUGCAUAAAAACUUUCCAGGGCACACUGUCUUUCUUGAGCCACACAGACGAAGUACCACAAUUCCGGAACUUUCUCCAGAACUUAAAACCUGAUAAGACACUGGAGCAUUUCCUCUGCUUUUUCUGGGUAUCAGUAUUCCAGUGUUGUUUCAAUGGAUCAACUUGUACUGGCUGUGAAACGUGUACAGGAGAAGAAAAACUGGAGCAUUUACCUGGAAAUCAUUUUGAGAUGGCUAUGACUGGUCAGAGCUACAAUAUCUACAAUGUUGUCUAUGCUGUAGCACAUGCUUUACAUGCCAUGUACUUGUCCAGACCAAGAAGACUGCUGGAGAAAAGUAAAUUUGAGGAUUUGAAGGUUCAGCCAUGGCAGGUCCAGGUCGGAAUGAUUUCAUCAAGCCAAGCAUUCACUAUUAAUGAGAAAGCCAUUAUGUGGAAUGAUCGAUUUAAAGAGAUGGUGCCCAGUUCCAAGUGUGUAGAGAGCUGCAAUCUUGGGCACAGCAGAAAAAUUAAGAAGGAUCAACCAGUUUGUUGCUAUGACUGUAGUCCAUGCCCAGAAGACAUGAUUUCUAACAAGACAGAUGCGGAUGAUUGCAUCAAGUGCCCAGAAGAUCAGUAUCCCAACAGGAACAAAGAUCAGUGUAUCCCCAAAGUUGUAACUUUCCUAUCCUACCAAGAGCCCUUGGGGAUAGUUUUAGUGUCCGUUGCUAUCUUCUUUGUUGUGAUAACAAGUAUGACGAUACAGAUAUUUGUGACCAACUGGGACACUCCCAUCGUCAAAGCCAACAAUCGGAUCCUCACCUGUGUUCUUCUCAUGUCCAUCCUGCUUUGCUACCUUUCUUCCCUGCUACUCAUUGGCAAGCCUGGAAAGGUAUCCUGCCUUCUCCACCAAUCAGCUUUUGGCAUAAUUUUCUCUGUUGCUGUUUCCUGCUUGUUUGCCAAAACAAUCACUGUCGUCUUGGCCUUCAUGGCAACACAGCCUGGGAACACAAUGAGGAAAUGGUUAAAGAAAAACAUUGCCAACUCCAUUGUCCUCUCCUGCUCCCUCAUUCAAGUGGGUAUAUGCCUUGUAUGGCUGUUGAUUUCUCCACCUUUCCCAGAUGUUGAUAUGCACUCACAGGCUGGGCAAAUCAUAAUGAAAUGCAAUGAAGGCUCUGUUACCAUGUUCUACAGUGUCCUGGGCUACAUUGGCUUUUUGGCCACUAUCAGCUUCACUAUAGCUUUCCCAGCCAGAAAACUGCCAGACACUUUCAAUGAAGCCAAAUUCAUCACCUUCAGCAUGCUGAUAUUUUGCAGUGUUUGGAUCUCCUUUAUUCCGGCUUACCUGAGCACCAAGGGGAAAAUGAUGGUUGCUGUGGAAGUGUUUGCCAUCUUGGCCUCCAAUACUGGAAUCCUGAUUUGCAUCUUUUUUCCCAAAUGUUACACUAUCAUUCUAAGGCCUGACCUCAACUCCCGGAAGCUGCUUAUAGAGAAAAAGGAUUACUAA